This is a messenger RNA of Helianthus annuus (common sunflower), 1637 nucleotides long. RefSeq names its product D-amino-acid transaminase, chloroplastic. The record is from RefSeq and is a predicted model, not a curated record. Lineage: Eukaryota; Viridiplantae; Streptophyta; Magnoliopsida; Asterales; Asteraceae. Gene Ontology annotation, molecular function: catalytic activity. Bases 865 to 1365 code for a protein of 166 amino acids. The transcript has 4 exons. Gene Ontology annotation, biological process: carboxylic acid metabolic process.
GAGGGAGAGAGAAAACACAAAUCGAUGAUGGAUCUGUACUCGCUGCACCUUUCCUUUUCGUUCUCUCUCUCUCUCUCUCUCAAAGAUUAAGAUUUUAGAUCUGGAUCUAUUCACUAUUCACCGUAAGCUAUUGUUCCCGAGGAUCUGGACACCUUCCGUAAGAUGGUUGAAGAUGGAUCCCUAGCCGUUGCAUCUGGUGAAGACGGUGGUGGUUAUUUUUUAUCUAUUUUAAAGAUUUGUUGAUUUGAACAGGUUUUCACCACAAAUCUUCUUUGUGUUUUUUGUACAGGUUUUCCCUAAGAUGGUUGAAGAUGGAUUCCCAAGCCCUAACAAUGUCACAAUCGGAGCUCAUUGAUCAUGCCGAUUUGGACUUUUUAUUGUUCAGACAUGUUUAGGCAAGAUUUCGGCAGCCAGACAAUGCUUCAUGUUAGGGUUUUUCGAUGGAUGGAAUUUGUGGUAUAGAGAGGCUGCUUGGAGAUGGGUUAAAGCCUGGUCAAUCGAGUCACACCGAGUCAGAGUAAAACAUGUUCGUGAUUUAGAGAUACCUCUUUGAACUGGAUGGUCAUACGUAUGUCACAGAUACCUCUUUGAACUGGAUGGUCAUAUCGAUCGAAUCCUUCUAUCUGCGUCAAGAGCGAAAAUCUCCUCAGCAUUCCCAAAAUCGACUUUUUGAUCGAUUCUCAUCCAGCUAACAUCAGCAUCAAAGUGCAAGAAAGGAACUUUAAGAUAUUGGUUAAGUGCAGGGCCAGGGGAUUUCUUACUUAGUCCUUCCGGGUUUCCGACAUCUAUGUUCUACGCGGUCGUUAUCGACGAAGAGUUCUUGCAGUGUAAAGAAGGUGUAAAACUGAUAACUUCCAUAAUCCUAUGAAAGUGCUAUUUUUUUCAACAAGCAAGAAUGUGAAUUACCUCCAAAAUGUGUUGUUGAAACUCGAAGUAGAAGAGAAAGGGGCGCUUGCGUCAAUUUGGGUGGAUGAUGACGAGUAUGUCGCAGAGCAUCCGAAUGUGAAUGUGGGUUUCGUGACGCAUGAGAAAGAGCUUAUUUUGCCGUUCUUUGACAAGAUAUUAAGCGGGUGUACUGCGAAACGACUUCUUGAAUUAGCUCCAAAGUUGGUUGAAAAAGGGAGGUUGAAGAGUCUUACAGUUGGGAAUAUUACAGUUGAGGAAGCUAAACAAGCUGCUGAGAUGAUGUAUACUGGAAGAACAAUUCCUGUAUUGCCAAUUAUUGAAUGGGAUGAAAAGCCGAUUGGCGACGUUUCAACAGCAAGAGUUUGGUUCUUUCAGCAGUUACUACUGCGCUUUCUAAACAAGAAACCAAUAAAGAACGACGUUAAGUACCAGCUAAAACUCCAAAGCCAAAACUCAUAAGCAAAGAUUUGAUUAGAAGGGGCUUCCGUUAUUCAUGCAAAUUUUGGGUGUGGUUAAUGAUCAUCGUAUAUCAUGUUUUAGACACACCGAGUGCAAUGGCAUAGCUAAAAAGUUUCUAAAACCGGUAUAUAAAGAAACAAAAUGUUUUAAGAUUUAAAUAAACCCAAUUGAAUCUGUUUGUAAGAAAAUGGAUAUGAACCUGUAUGCAUGCUUGAUUGGACACUUAUUUGAUCUUUUUGUUUCAUUUUUUAGUAAGGACAUGUUUGGCUUAA